AGGCAGGCAGCGGCCAAGAUUACGUGACCUCAGAAAAUCAGCUGCUUUACUACCCUAGUAUUACCUAUGCUAUCAUCGGAAGCUCUGUCAUCUUCGUACUCGUGGUGGCCUUUCUCGCCUUAGUCCUGCACCACCAACGGAAACGCAACAAUCUCAUGACCCUGCCGGUGCAUCGGCUGCAGCACCCUGUCCUGCUGUCCCGGCUGGUGGUCCUCGAUCACCCACACCACUGCAGCGUCACCUACAACGUCAACAAUGGGAUCCAGUACAUGUCCAACCAGGCCUACCACAGGCCAGUGGACCUGGACUCUCCGCCAUCCUAUUCAGAGGCUGUGCUUGACCAAAGCAGACCACCUUGGUUUGACCUUCCUCCACCGCCUUAUUGUUCUGAAUCUGAAUCCCCUAAUCAGCCAGAUCUUCCUCCUUACCGAUCUCGGACGGGAAGCUUGGUGAGCGCAGACACCCCCAUGGCAGGAAGCCCUGUGGGGACAGCCAGCAGUUGGACAAGAGACAUCCCCGACAGCACGGAUGGCCACAGAACUCUUCUCGAGAGGACAGCAGGUCAAAGCGAUUCUCUGGUCAACCACAUUGCUGAAAGAGAAGUGUGA
This is a messenger RNA of Fulmarus glacialis (Northern fulmar), 608 nucleotides long. RefSeq names its product low-density lipoprotein receptor class A domain-containing protein 3-like. The transcript has 2 exons. Lineage: Eukaryota; Metazoa; Chordata; Aves; Procellariiformes; Procellariidae. The annotation marks the transcript as partial. The record is from RefSeq and is a predicted model, not a curated record.